This is a messenger RNA of Eremomyces bilateralis CBS 781.70, 2391 nucleotides long. RefSeq lists its product as uncharacterized. The transcript is spliced from 2 exons. The record is from RefSeq and is a predicted model, not a curated record. NCBI's taxonomy places the organism in Eukaryota, Fungi, Ascomycota, Dothideomycetes, Eremomycetales, Eremomycetaceae. Bases 243 to 2174 code for a protein of 643 amino acids.
AACGUCGACGCGAAGAAGCGGAGCGGGCCCAAGAGCAGGCUGAAUUUAGCACUCGGAAAAGCACUCUACCCGAAUAUCUCGAUGCCUGCCACAAUUACCUGCAUUCCGGCCUCACCGUCCAGACCGAUGCAACCAGGUCGACACGGGGUGACCCUGCCAACGCGAACAACAAGCUUCGAGCCGAGAAGCUGCUCGAGUAGGAGGACUUCCCAGCCCGCCAGGACGCGAUUUGGAACACUUUGAUGCAGUCGGGAUUUGUCUCGGAGCGGCACUUCACCUCGGUACAUACUUUGCAAGAGUCUGGGGAAACGGUCCGAAAACGGUCGCUGAGUUCUGAGCUUGACCUGCAUCAUUUCCAGCGCACCACUGUCGAAGACCCCGUUGCGUUGAUCAUCCAACAAAUGAACACCGACCGAAGACUUCAGCAGGAAUUUGGUCUGCAGGGCUUGAUCAGCUUUGAGAAUCACGCCAACGCGCUAUGCCCUGACACUCAGCUUGCAGAGGGCAUCGACCAACUUCCCCUCUCCGGAAAUCCGCCACGGCGGUCGGCAUGCCUACAUGCCAAAGCCAACGAAUCGAUGGCGGUGCACCCGGCAGAAUCGGCACCGACAACUCACAUACGAUCCUCCCGUCCUCGUGCAGAUCAAUUCUGCGUCUACAACAAGAGCAUUCGGAACCAGGAGAACCGCAUCCCUGCCUUCGUCAUGGAAUACAAAGCACCGCAUAAUCUCCCCCUUGGGUACAUUUACGAAGGCCUGGAUGACAUGAAACUUGAGGACGUGAUUCGGUAUCAAGAAUCCGAUGCUCCGCGGAACCGCUUCCGCCGAUUGAUUGCCGCAAUCAUUACACAAGCGUUUUCAUAUAUGAUCAACGCUGGGGUAGAAUACGGGUGCGUUUGCACCGGCGAAGCGUUCAUCUUCCUCCGGGUGCCGGAGAUGGACCCCGGUACGGUCCAUUACUUCCUAUCGGUCCCGACGGGUGACGUUGGGGGACCCACGGAAUGGGUGCCGGAUUCGGACGACCCAAAUCGUCUGCAUCUGACCGCGGUUGGGCAAAUGCUCGCGUUUACGCUCCAAGCAUUGAAGUCGCCGCCUCGAAACCAGAGCUGGCGAUCCCAGGCUGCCAACCUACUGAACAGCUGGGAGGUGGUGUACGCCGAACUGCUCGAUACAAUCCCCCUGCAGGACGCCCCACCGUCAGAGUAUCGGCCACCUCGUGACGAUGGCUUCCUUCGCAUGUCUCCUGUGCGCCUCCGACGACGACCGGUUACAACCGGCUCAUCUAGUUGCGUGCGACUGCAGAGUCACGAAAAUUCAAGCGAUGAUGAGCUUGAUCCGGAUACUCCGAGUCGAGAGCGGCCUUUACCCCGACACUCCGCUCGCACCCAGGCCACCGCCCGCUCAUCAUCCGGUGCGGAUCUUCACGGAGGAACGUCGAGUGGUGGACAGCAUUGUACUCAAAAGUGCCUCCUUGGCCUCGUCAACCGGGGUCUCCUUGACAUGUCAUGUCCCAAUGCGCGAGACCAUGGGAAGAGCUAUCAUCGGAUUUGUUUAUCUACCUUCGUUAGUCUCGUUCGUCGGCAACUUUCAGAAGACCUUGAUACCGACUGCAUGCCCAUAGGCCCUCCUGGAUCAUGCGGCAUCCUAUUUCGCAUCAGACUCAGAUCUCACGGGUAUACCAUCGCCGCCAAAGCCACCGACUUUGCUCACCGCCUGAAACACGAGGCUACCCUCUACGACAGCCUCCGUCCGAUUCAGGGCAGCGGCAUUGUGCCAGUUUAUUUGGGCAACAUCGACCUGAGCACUCCCUAUUACUACGAGGGAAUUGCGAAGCUUGAUCACAUGAUGCUCAUGAGCUUUGGUGGAGAGCUCCUAUCCACGCACCUUACCACCGAGAACCGGCCACGGAUUCUUCGGUUGAUUCGCUCUUCAAUCCAAGCGGUCGCUAGCCUCGGGAUCGUUCACAAUGAUCUCGCGCUUCGCAACAUGUUGUGGAAUGAGGAGACCGGCAAAGUGAUGCUGAUUGAUUUCGAGCGGGCACAAUUCAUCGAGCAACGCCCCGCACUGGGCACUAUCUCAGCAAACCGAAAGAGGAAGAGAGACCCCAAUGCGUGUGUGACCAAGCGGAGAGGUUCUGCAUCUGUGAAGGAAAUGCAGCAAGUGACCUUGAGCUAGGCUCUUUGUGUGCCACCGUACAAUCGAUCCUUAUCUGAGGGCAGCAUGAUUAUGUUAGCUGCUCCUCGAAACCAGACCGGAUUAGGGUUUACUAAGCCCUUCCGUUCUAACUUGGUGUACGGAACCCAACUCGGUCUGUCCCCGGGAUUCUGGGAUUGCGCUCUCCCGGAAGUGAGUGAGGAGGCCUGCAUGUUUGCUACUGUGCCGUUUGUACAGA